UAUCCGCUGCUGAUUUCCUGCGUUCAAAACCUCAUCGCUGGCACUCUGAGCUGAAGUUUUCCCAACAUAUUUCACAGGUUUAUCUCGACUGUGCAGCUCGAGUAUGGGACGAAAUAAACCAGUUAUUGUUCCUGGACAUGUCGUGUAAUGUCUUCAGCGUUUCUGGUCGCGUUAUGAAGAUUUUCCUGAAGGACAAUGAAUAAUUAUAUUUUCAUCAGGGUCGUCGGGAAAGGGAGCUAUGGGGAGGUGAACUUGGUGAAAAACAAAACAGACAGAAAACAGUAUGUCAUUAAGAAGCUGAAUUUAACCACCUCCUCGAAGCGGGAGCGGCGUUCUGCAGAGCAGGAGGCGCAGCUUCUGUCCCAGCUGCGACAUCCCAACAUCGUGACGUACAGGGAGUCUUGGGAAGGAGAUGACUGCCAGCUGUACAUUGCCAUGGGUUUCUGUGAAGGCGGUGACCUUUACCACCGACUCAAACAGCAAAAGGGCGAACUGUUACCUGAGAGGCAGGUGGUGGAGUGGUUUGUCCAGAUAGCCAUGGCUCUCCAGUACUUGCAUGAGAGGAACAUUCUUCACCGGGACCUUAAAACACAAAACAUCUUCCUGACAAAGACCAACAUCAUCAAAGUUGGAGACCUUGGCAUCGCACGGGUGUUGGAGAACCAGAAUGACAUGGCCAGCACUCUCAUAGGGACCCCUUACUACAUGAGUCCAGAGCUCUUCUCUAAUAAACCCUAUAACCACAAGUCAGAUGUAUGGGCCCUGGGCUGCUGUGUGUAUGAAAUGUCCACACUGAAACAUGCCUUCAAUGCCAAGGACAUGAACUCGCUGGUUUAUCGCAUCGUAGAAGGAAAGCUGCCACAGAUGCCCAGCAGGUAUGACCUCCAGCUGGGAGACCUGAUCAAGAGCAUGCUGUGUAAGAGACCUGAAGACAGGCCUGAUGUCAAACUGAUCCUCCGACAGCCCUACAUCAAACGACAAAUUGCAAUGUUCCUCGAGGCCACUAAAGAAAAAACUGCCAAGUCUAGAAAGAAAGCUGAGGGGGGCAGUGGGGAUUGUGGUGCCAACAGUGGACCGUCUGUGGUGUCAUCUCAGCCAAAACCUGAGAGAAGUCCCCAGCAUGCACCUCCAGCCAGGGCCAAAUGGAAAGAAGAGAAAUCACAACCCAAACCUCCUUCCCCAGACGCUCUCAUUGCAUCCAUGGCAACCAUCAGCAACAUCAAUAUUGAUGUCCAACGUCAGGAGGAUGAGGACGUGAUGAAGAGGCAGGUGCAUGGGCCCCCGUCCGCUGUGUCUCAUCACCGUGGAGGGAAUGAACCCGUGACUCACAGUGUGCACAGAGACAGCCAGGGGAGAGGGAAACCAGAUCCCACUCCCACCCCUCCCCCUGCUAAGCCCCCUCUGAAGUCUGUAUCAGGUGUUGCCAGUCAGGGAGCAAAAGAGAGGAUGGCACCCAAUGGAUUGUUGGGUAAUCAUCCACAGGCUGCACCAAACCCUGCGGAUACAUUUUCUGUGAUUGAGAAACAGAUGUCAGAUGUGGAUAAUAAGGAUGACACCAUGGAGUUACUUAAAGAGGCUGACCUGCAGAGCCCAAAGCUGGAAGCUGAGAGAGAGGAGGCUCUUUCUACACCUGAGAGGAGAUCUGCACACAAAACUAAUAAAGAAAACAUUGAAGUUAAUAUGGACGAUAAAGGUGACACCAUUACCCUGCUGAAGGGAGCUCCGACCAAACACAAUACCCCUGACAUCCAAGAAAGCCUAGAAUCUACCGAAAAGCUAUUAGAGCCAUUCCCUCCAAAACUGGAGCCUGUUCUGGAAGAAUCUCCCUCACCAGCCAGUAAACCGGGUCGGACCCCUCCGUGCCCAACUCCCCUGUUCCUCUCAUCAGAACCGUCAGUGUCGCAGCAGCACAGAGGCAGGGAUGUUAGACGGACACUUGGGGAUCAGGAAAAGUCCAAGGUGGCUGCUCCUAGACCUUUACCUCCACUCCCUGUUGAGAGCACAGCCGUGGAGAGGACGAAGAGGAGCAGGAGGAGCACAGAGGGCAAGAAAUCCAGUGCAGCUGCCACCUCCACCUCAGUGAGCUCCUCGAAGGACGGGUUCUUACCGCUGCCACAGGAUCGUCCUCUCACUGCCAGAGAGAGGAGAAGACUGAGGCAGUCCCAGGAGGUUUCCAGCCAUACAGACGUUAGUGCUGUGAGAAGGGCAUCUUAUGAUGUCACUUCCACCAAGGAGGAGCACCACAACUCUCCAUACACCAGAUCUGUUUCAGCAUCUUUCACUGAGAUCAACUGUAAGCAGGAUAAGUUGCCGGAGCAAAGGUCAGAUGAAGACGAGUGCAGCUCAUCCACAAGUUCCACAGAACGUUUGGAGGGAGACUGCAGGGAAAAGAAGACCGAUUCAGGUGACAUGCACGAUUUAGUCAACAUGAUGACCCAAACUUUGAGAAUGGAUAUUGGGGACGGUGUGACUGAGGUGGACACAAGUGGAUUUAGCUCUACCUCGUUGCCAGAAUUCAAACUGAACAGGAAGUACAGAGACACCCUGGUGCUUCAUGGGAAGGCUCGAGAGGAUGCGGAGAACUUGUCACUCGGUGAAAUACCAAUCGGCUCGUCGUCUGGUCCAGCCAAGAUCAGGAGAGCCAUAGAGAAACUGAGGACAGAUGUGGUGAAGGGUCUGGGGGUCAAGCUGCUGGACAGGGUCCUGGAAAUCAUGGAGGUGGAGGACGAUACCAAACGAGAGCUGUGCCUUCGAGAUCAGAUGGGAGAUGAGAAGUACCAAGCCUAUGCUGUGAUGGUGAGGCAGCUGAAAUUCUUUGAGGAUAUUGCCGUCAAUGGCUAGAAGAAAUCCUGAAUACAACAGAGAAUAUGUUCAAUGAUACCAAUUGUGAAAAGAGGCUUUUUGAUUGAUCUCUAACAAGAACAUUUGUCUACGGGAGAAAUAUUUCAGCUUUCAAGUGUGCUCACCGAAUAUGAAUUGUUGCCUGCCCAGACACCAACACAAGCUUGUUUGUAGAUUGAAUUUCCACAAUGCUCAGGUGCGAGCAGUCUUCUGUUAAUAACUGUUUAAAGUUCCUUUUUUACCUUGUUUUUCAAAAACAGAAUUCUUAAUUACUGCUGUAAUUUGCAGACUGUCUAUGCAUAUUUUGAGUCAUGUUAAAGCACUCUUUGUUUUUCUACUUUCUGUAAUGGAUACUUGUUUAUUUAUAAUCCAUCUAUACAUUUCAAUAAUUGUUUCAUCUAUGCUGUUUCUUUGAAGACACUAGAUCUCCCUGUUCUUGCUGUAUUCUAAUUUCUUAUACACAAAAUAAUGUAAUGUAGAUGUAUUGCAGAUAUUAAUAUUUGAAUCUUUUCUAAUAAAUUCUAAAAUGUGA
Molecule: messenger RNA, 3373 nt
Organism: Trematomus bernacchii (emerald rockcod)
Lineage: Eukaryota; Metazoa; Chordata; Actinopteri; Perciformes; Nototheniidae
Gene: nek4
Product: NIMA-related kinase 4
Exons: 16
Coding region: 196-2841 (881 amino acids)
Biological process (GO): protein phosphorylation
Molecular function (GO): protein kinase activity; ATP binding
Source: RefSeq, a predicted model, not a curated record